Molecule: messenger RNA, 360 nt
Organism: Microthlaspi erraticum
Lineage: Eukaryota; Viridiplantae; Streptophyta; Magnoliopsida; Brassicales; Brassicaceae
Source: the annotation of a GenBank genome assembly
AUGAUUUGGGAAGGCUCAAAGAGGAAUCAACUGAUUCUUGGAACCCCAUUCCUUGCUACAGCUGGAGCGGUCCUAAACUACUUUGGGAAUCAUCUAUCUUUUGGCCACAUCCGGCAAGAUAUCUUUUUCCCAAGUGUAAAUUUCAGGUCAGUGCCAAGUGCGACCAAGCUACCACCAGAAGAAGCCACUCUCACGCCUAAGAAAGAAGCUAUGCUGCAUGGAGAAAGAAGAGAGAGUGAGCGCUACCCAAAACCAAAGGAGAAGAAGAAAACAUUGGAGCCGAGGCAUGAAAAUGUCUUUAAGGAAAUCAACUCCAUCUUACUUCCAACCUUCCAAAAUUUCUUUAUGUGUAUUUUGUAG